AUGUCCAAUCUUAAGCAUCAAUUCAAAAUUUUAAGCAUAACUGGGGAGAACUUCAUAACCCGGAACAACAAUUUAAUAGAGUACCUUUCAUGUGAGGGACUUAACAAAAUCCUUGAAGGAGACAAUUCUGGAAAAACAACAGAUGACCCAGAAGAAAUGGAAAAGAAAAAGUCAAAAGUUAACAGAAUAAUAAAGCACCAUCUUGACGAUGGAUUGCAAACAGAAUACUCAAAUGCUAAAGAUCCCAAGAUUUUAUGGGACAAAAUUAAAGCAAGAUUUGGACAUCAGAAGAAAGUCCUGUUACCCUCAUUAAUGGAUCAGUGGAACAAGUUAAGGUUCCGAGAUUACAAAACUGCCAUUGCAUAUAAUUCUGCUAUGCACCAGAUUAUAGCAAAGCUAGAAUUUUAUGGCAAAACUAUAACUGAAAAAGAAAAGUUGGAAAAAACUUUUUCAACUUUCCAUGCAUCUCAGGUAUUAUUGCAACAACAAUAUAGAAUGAGGGAAUACACUGAGUAUUUAGAUUUAGUUGCAGCUCUUCUGGUGGCAAAACAAAAUAAUGAGCUCCUUAUAAAAAACCACCAGGCACGACCCACAGGAACAAUGCCAUAUCCUGAAAUUAAUGCCACGACCUUUAAUCGUGGGCGUGGUGGCUUUAAUUGUCUUAAGAGACGUGGUGGUCAUGUUCGUUCUGAUGGUAAUAAUGGUCAUGCUCGUUUUGAUGGUCAAAAUCAAGGAGGAUAUCAUGGUCGAAACCUUUUCCAAGGUCGAAACUACGUGGUAGAGGACGUGGACGAGGUCAUAUGA
Messenger RNA from Vicia villosa (hairy vetch), 804 nucleotides. RefSeq lists its product as uncharacterized. NCBI's taxonomy places the organism in Eukaryota, Viridiplantae, Streptophyta, Magnoliopsida, Fabales, Fabaceae. The record is from RefSeq and is a predicted model, not a curated record. Bases 1 to 804 code for a protein of 267 amino acids. The transcript has a single exon.